CACUGCGGCACCGGAAAAAGCGGAAUCAACGCAACAAUAUUUUUUUUGGGGGGGGGGACGUUACAACGACCGGCGGUUCGUUAUCUAAACGUCAUUACCGAGCGUUUUAGGGUGUUUCCAUCCCGUAUGCCAUGCUGAUUGAAUGUCUUGUCUGUCCAUCAACUCGUCCCCGGGAUGAUACUGCAGAGAGAGUGCCGCUAGCUCGGUAGUAGCAUUAGCGUUAAACGUGGAUGACGGCUACUGUACACCGGAACGUCCUAUCAUCCGGACCACAGAAGAAUCAGCUGUCAUCAUUGAAUCAGUAAGAUGCAAGAUAACCGUACAGCCAACUAGAUACUAUAAUACAAACUUAUUGUAUUUAGCUUCUUGUACAGUGAUGUGCACUAUAGGUAGCUAGCUUGCUAGAAUAAGCUGUUGACAAAAAAUGCCAUUACAUUUGCGUUGGACAUUUCGACUACAGCCAAAAGGGCCUUCCAAGGGACGACAAGCCAUCCUCGUUACAAGAAGAUAAUCGACGUUGCCAAAAACAUGAGUCGUUACUGCACCCUGAACAACAACUUUCCCAAUGACAACAACCUCCUGGCCCUGGACAUGGUGCUGAGCUCUCUCUGGAGCAUUCCACAGCCCAUCAACUGGGACAACGUGGCCAUGCUGGUCCCUGGCUUCACACCCAAGGAGUGUGCGCAGAGGUUCGAGGAGCUGAAGAGCACCGGAGGGUUCCAUCACGUGGACGACCAAUGCAACGCGCUGACGGCAGGAGGCUCCUCCCCUGUGGACUACAUCAAAUCCACACUAUUGGACACCACGGGAGACGUGGGGGAGACGCGGACCAAUCAGAGCUCCAUCUCAGUGACGGGCCUGGCGGUGAACCCUUUAAGAGGAAGCUCGGUGGAGAAGGAGAGCAGGGAGUCUGCAGAGGAGGGCGAGAAGCCCCAGGAGGGGAAAGGGCCCAAUAUGGUGAUCCACGUGUGUGACGAGGCUAAGAACCUGAAGCAGGACUUCAUGUGUCCCCGUGACCUUCUGAUCAACGAGAUGCGUUACUUUGCCGAGUACCUCUCUGUUGACACCCAGCGCUGGGAGGAGGUGGACAUCUCUGUGCACUGUGACGUGCAGAUCUUCGACUGGCUCAUGAACUACGUCAAGAGGCACAAAAUGGCCGCCGAUGGCAGCCAUGACAAACCCAAGCUCGAGCCCAGCAAUGUGAUCUCAAUCCUCAUCUCCUCCGAGUUCUUGAAGAUGGACACGUUAGUGGAGGAGUGCAUCCAGUACUGUCACAAGCACAUGAGUGCCAUCGUGGCCACACCCUGCAACAUGAACUGCAUCAACAGUAACCUGGCAGCGGACAUGUCUGACCUGUUCAGCCACAACGAGGCAGACGACAUCACGGACAGAAAAGACAAGUUCAAAAGUAAGUUAUUCCAGAAGAAAAUUGAGAGUCUCUUCGAUCCUGACUAUAAGAACCGGGACUCCCCAGGCAACGCAUCAACUCUGUACAGGUGUGGUCUGUGCCUGAAACUGCUGACCAAGGACACAGAGCGGAAGAUCUCCUGCAUCCCAGGGAAGAUCAACAUCAACCCUCGAGGAGACAUCACCUACACUCACAGCAGGCAGAAGAGAUGGGAGGUCCAUGAUCUAUCACUACCUCUGGUCUGUAGGCAGAAGAGAUGGGAGGUCCAUGAUCUAUCACUACCUCUGGUCUGUAGGCAGAAGAGAUGGGAGGUCCAUGAUCUAUCACUACCUCUGGUCUGUAGGCAGAAGAGAUGGGAGGUCCAUGAUCUAUCACUACCUCUGGUCUGUAGGCAGAAGAGAUGGGAGGUCCAUGAUCUAUCACUACCUCUGGUCUGUAGGCAGAAGAGAUGGGAGGUCCAUGAUCUAUCACUACCUCUGGUCUGUAGGCAGAAGAGAUGGGAGGUCCAUGAUCUAUCACUACCUCUGGUCUGUAGGCAGAAGAGAUGGGAGGUCCAUGAUCUAUCACUACCUCUGGUCUGUAGGCAGAAGAGAUGGGAGGUCCAUGAUCUAUCACUACCUCUGGUCUGUAGGCAGAAGAGAUGGGAGGUCCAUGAUCUAUCACUACCUCUGGUCUGUAGGCAGAAGAGAUGGGAGGUCCAUGAUCUAUCACUACCUCUGGUCUGUAGGCAGAAGAGAUGGGAGGUCCAUGAUCUAUCACUACCUCUGGUCUGUAGGCAGAAGAGAUGGCAGGUCCAUGAUCUAUCACUACCUCUGGUCUGUAGGCAGAAGAGAUGGGAUCUAUCACUACCUCUGGUCUGUAGGCAGAAGAGAUGGGAGGUCCAUGAUCUAUCACUACCUCUGGUCUGUAGGCAGAAGAGAUGGGAGGUCCAUGAUUACAUGACAGGACUGUAUGAGGAGCUGAAGUCCUGGGUGCUGGUCUACUGGAGGAUCUGGGGAACCAUCAACCACCUCACCUGCUCCCACUGCCAACAGGUGUUUGUGUGUGUGGAGCUGUCCCACUGUCGGUAUCACCCAGAGGUUGUGUUGUACCCAGGCAUGGGGACAGAGCAGGGCUGGCACGGGACGGGCAUCUACCCCUGCUGCAACCAGAGGACGCUACGCUUUGACCCCACCGGCAUGCCCAAGGGCUGUAAGAUGCGGGACCACAUAGUGAAUGUGUCAGACAGUGGAGACUGUACUGGUGACCACCAGGUAAACUCAGCCCAGACCAGACUGCUCAACGACCUGCUACUACACAGAGAGACAGUGUGUGUACCCAACACGCCCCUACCAGAGACAGGGCCUGUAGACUCCCCCUCCAGUGGGUCAGAGAGAGGGGAGCGGGUACUGGACUGUGACAUCCUGGUAGAGCCGGGGCUUCUGGGACUUCAGAGAGUAGAGGGCACCACCUUUUCCCUGUUGAAAAACUGGAGCCGGCAACUGAGGCAGCAGACGCUGCUGUCUGAGGAUGAGGAGUAUACCACGGGGUCAGAGGUCACUGAGGAUGAGGUGGGGGAUGAAGAGGAGGCCAGCAAGAAACAAGCUGCUAAGAAGGCCAAGAAGUUGAGCAAACCUUUGAAGAGGCAGAUGUCCUCACCCAAUUUCCAUCGCAAAGAGAAAGCAGUGGAGAAAACUCCUUCGAGGGACAACACUCCAUUCAGAGUGAGUGCCCAGAAGAGUAAAUGGGACAGCUCUCGCUCCAUUCGCUACAACCAAGACGCCCAAAGAGAGGAAGACCAGCGGCGUAUGGUGGAGAUCAUUGGUCAUCUGACUAAGAUUAGGUUCGGAGAUCAGGAACAGAGGAAGUCCAAGGACACUAAAGACCGUGCAGCAGGGAUCUACUCCAGGCUAGAGGCCCAGUUCAAGUCCUCCUCCCAGGCCAGGGGACGACAGAGUGGCCCUGAGAAAACCCUCAGAGUGAAGCCACGUUUCAGCCAAGCUCGAACCACAUAGAUAUUGGAAAGAGGAAGACAAGAGGAGGAGGGAAGGAGGAAGACAAGAGGGAGAAGAGGAGGAGGGAAGGAGGACGACAAGAGGGAGAAGAGGAGGAGGGAAGGAGGAUGACAAGAGGAGGAAGGAAAAGGGAGAGGAGGAGGAAGAGAGCAGAGGAGGAAGAGGGAGGAAAUCAGUGGAGCAAACUGACCCAAAUGGGUACUGGCAACCUGGCAGCAGCUAACCCUCUCAACCCCAUCUUGCUCCAAUGUGCCCCUGUUAAAUAUUUGUGCCUGUAUUCAUAAAGAGCCUAAGAGUAGGAGUGCUGAUCUAGGAUCAGUUUGUCCUCUUAGAAUAUACUGAAUGGACAGGGGAGACCUGAUCCUAAAUCAGCCCUCCUCCUCUGAGACACUUGAUAAAUACAGGCCCUGGUCCUGCAUUGGUCGUCUUUAGUUCAGGAGGCCUGGUUUUGCCGUAGGCCUUUCUAGCCCACUUAGAACCCAGUCUAGAACCCAGCCCAGUCCGUCAGCCUGACUCAGGUGACUUUGUAUCGAUCACAUCUCCUCCUACCUCCCAUUAACUCUAUAUUACAAUGCAAUAGGUCACCUAGGUCUAAACCUGUACGCCAUAGAAUAUAAUAUACUUUAACAUAGAAGCUACCUUGUGGUGAGUAAUAGGAGUGGUGAGCAGUAGGUAGAUGAUGGUUUAAUGAAAUGCCCGUUGUUUCUAUAUCUGUCUGUGUUGGCCGUAUCGCACACUACUGGGACUAAGAGGACAUGGGUGGACGAGGCAGUCAGAAAUUAAAGUUACAUUCCCACCAUUUA
Oncorhynchus mykiss (rainbow trout) is the source of this 4205-nucleotide messenger RNA. Lineage: Eukaryota; Metazoa; Chordata; Actinopteri; Salmoniformes; Salmonidae. The record is from RefSeq and is a predicted model, not a curated record.